AUCGCUGUGUUCAAUUCUACGUACUGAGCAACUCAGCAUCAAGAAGGGAUUCGGCGAAGAUGAGUGAUGAUAACAAUAACAAGGGCAGCAGCAAGGCGAGGCGGAGGGCGCACCGCCUGGCGUGCUGCGUGGCGCUGGGCGUGCUGGUGAUCCUGGGCGCGCUGGCGCUGGCCUUCUACCUGCGGUACCGUCCGCGGCCGCCGCGCGUGGUGGCGACGCCGGUGGACGUGGGCAUCGAGGAGUUCCGGCUGCUGCCGCACCCGGCGCUGAAGCUGUCGGUGGGCGUGCACGUGGUGGUGAGCAACCCGAGCAACGCGCCGUUCCGGUACGGCGCGGCGCUGAGCGCGGUGACGUACCACGGCGCGCCGGUCGGGGAGACGCUGGUGCCGGCGGGCGAGGUCGGGGGCGGGGCCACGGCGCGGGUCGAGCCGGCCACGGUGGUGGACGGGGUGAAGGUGGCCGAGAGCCCCCACUUCGCGUCGGACGCCGUCGCGGGCGUGCUGCCGUUCGUGGCCGUGGCGAGGGUGGUGGGCAAGGCGCUCGUGCUGCGCGCCUUCGAGGUGCCCGUCUCCGUCGAGGUGGUGUGCCUCGUCCGGAUAUACGUGUUCCACGGGGAGAGCAGCUCGCGGUGCGUGGCCACCGUCCGCACGGGGUCCGGCGCUGGCUCUGGCUCUGGCGCGGGGUUCCCAGAGGGUGCAGGGCGUGCGCAGGAGCAUGACUAGGGUCGGAGGCGGAGGAUCCCUUGUUUCUGUGUGUCGAUUGGCCGUCCGGCUCUCUUCUUUUACUAGUACUACUACUUGUGUUGCUCUGGUGCUCCCGUUCUUCUAGAAUGAAAGAAAAGCAAUGCAGGUUGCG
Molecule: messenger RNA, 855 nt
Organism: Zea mays
Lineage: Eukaryota; Viridiplantae; Streptophyta; Magnoliopsida; Poales; Poaceae
Product: Harpin-induced protein
Exons: 1
Coding region: 60-722 (220 amino acids)
Biological process (GO): defense response to other organism
Source: RefSeq, marked validated